Molecule: messenger RNA, 5080 nt
Organism: Pieris rapae (cabbage white)
Lineage: Eukaryota; Metazoa; Arthropoda; Insecta; Lepidoptera; Pieridae
Gene: dco
Product: casein kinase I
Exons: 9
Coding region: 216-1253 (345 amino acids)
Biological process (GO): signal transduction; endocytosis; peptidyl-serine phosphorylation
Cellular component (GO): cytoplasm; nucleus
Molecular function (GO): protein serine/threonine kinase activity; ATP binding
Source: RefSeq, a predicted model, not a curated record
AAAGACCAAAAUUCCAAUGACCAAUCCUGUCAUUUUGAUUUUAUGAUCAAAAUUGUAAUAGGAUUCUAAAUUCGUUGGAUGCGUUUAAUAAAACCUAAAAAAAUAGUUUAAAAGUUUAAUUUUCAGUGAAAAAGGUGGUAAGAUCUGCGUCUAUCUCAAACAUGGCCGAUCAGUAAUGAAACCGUGGUCAGUGUUAUUUUACUAAGUUCAAAGUUAUGCAGAAAAUGGAGCUGCGAGUUGGAAAUAAGUAUCGAUUGGGCCGUAAAAUUGGGUCUGGAUCCUUUGGAGACAUUUAUCUUGGCACAAACAUUGUAACCAGAGAGGAAGUAGCAAUAAAAUUAGAAUGUAUAAAGACAAGACAUCCACAGUUACACAUAGAGAGUAAAUUUUAUAAACUUAUGAGAGGAGGCAUUGGUAUUCCUGCAAUAAAAUGGUGUGGCUCAGAAGGAGAUUACAAUGUGAUGGUGAUGGAACUACUAGGCCCAUCUUUAGAAGAUCUAUUUAACUUUUGUUCACGCCGUUUCUCCCUGAAGACUGUUCUGCUACUUGCUGAUCAACUUAUUACUCGCAUAGAAGACAUCCACUAUAGGAAUUUUAUUCAUAGAGACAUCAAACCUGACAACUUUUUAAUGGGACUUGGUAAAAAGGGCAACUUAGUGUACAUAAUAGAUUUCGGCUUAGCGAAGAGAUACAAGGAUCCACGCACCAACCAACAUAUACCAUACAGAGAAAACAAAAACUUGACAGGAACGGCUAGAUACGCGUCGAUAAAUACCCAUCUCGGUAUAGAGCAGUCCCGGCGUGAUGACCUGGAAUCCCUGGGCUACGUUCUAAUGUACUUCAAUCGCGGCAGCCUUCCCUGGCAGGGUCUGAAGGCGGCCACUAAACGGCAGAAGUACGAGAGGAUAUCCGAAAAGAAGCUGUCUACGCCCUUUGACGAGCUUUGCAAAAAUCAUCCGGUGGAAUUUCAACUGUACUUGAAGUACUGUCGGCGGUUGCGGUUCGAAGAGAGACCGGAUUAUGGGCAUCUGCGACAACUCUUCCGUACAUUGUUCCAUCGGCAGGGAUUCACCUAUGAUUACGUCUUUGACUGGAAUAUGCUCAAAUUCGGUGCGCCAGGAGUUGGCAAUACUCGCGCUAACCAGCCUCCAAAAGGUCAUCGUGAUCAGAAACAAAAACAAGAAACAAGUGCGGCCGGCCCUGCCGCUCCGCAGCCGAGCACUACGGUCGCAGCGAUUUCAGAGUGGCGGUGAGGAAGCUCGCACAAAAGGCCGCGUAACACCUAGGCGCAAUCCUAUUAUCGGAUAACGAUCGGAACGCGAGAGUCGCUUGUUUUUCUUAUAAUACACGUUUAACGGUGCUAAUUCUGAUGUAUUCAUGAUCUAUUGAUUCCUACGUAACAUACAAAACAUUGGUACUAAUCAUGUUUUAGUGCAUUGCUUUUGUCGAACAUAGAUACCAGUUAUUUCAUCAGAAUUACCACUAAGUACAGCGAUUGCGACUAGUCGCAAAUGACGCGACCGCGACUUGUAUCCGUAAUUAGGAAGGGGCAACAUAUCACCACUGACGUCCCUCUGACAGAAUGUACGUUCAUAGAUUUUGUACUUGUAAAUUAUUGAAUUCAUAGGCUAAUGGCGCGCUGCCACGUAAUAUUGUACUUUAUGCUCAGUUAUAUUUAGAUGUUUUUUAUUUUAAGUUCGAAUGCAUUUAUUUUUUGAUGGCCUACGAUGUGUGUGCAAUAUGGCUAUUCGUCUUCCAUGUGUUAGCUUUGGAACUGAGUUGAGUUGAUAUUGAAUAAGUUUAAAAUACUGAAAUUUGACAAUUUUUUUUUGACAAUAUGACGUGAUAACAAUUGUUAGUACAAGGAAAGGACAUUUAAAAUUGAAAUACACAAAUCAUUUUUUUGUGAUUAUUUCUUACCAAGUUUGCUUGAAAUCACUUUACAGUUAGAGUUGACAAAGCAACUAACGCCUGUCUAAAAUUAUUUUACGAAAUUUGUCUUUAGUUGUUCAUAUAUUGUACAAUCUAAAUUGUUUGUUAAUUCAAUUUCAACUCAUACAAAGGCCUGCUUAAAUGAUCCAGCCACUGCCAUAGGUUAACGUAGAAAGGUUAAAUUUAACAUAGUUAAAAUUAUUGAUCUCUAGAAUUUCUCAACUCGUGAGUUCUGAAAGAUUAUACGAUUAAAUUGUGCGUUAUUUCUUAUGACCAUACAUACAAACAUCAAAAUUGCUACAAACCUUUUAUAGGCAUAACAGAUUUUACGUCCAUCAACCUUACAUUUAGUAUCAAGAGCUGUCAAUUUUUUUUGUAUGACGUCUGACAUUUGACUGCGCUCAAGUGACAUUGGUUUGAGAAUAUCGACCCUAGUCUGUGGCAUAUGUUUUUUUUUUAUAGAACAGGGGGCAAACGGGCAGAGGGCUCACCUGAUCAGCCAGACUGCGUUAACUAACUAAAGGCUUAACAUUUAUAUAAAAUUGUCAAGCUACGUAUGAUAUAGGAUUUGCAAUAAGUAUGUCUAAUAUAGCAUACAGUAGAGCAAUGAACCUGAUUAAAGAUUGAAGUUCAAAAAUUACUCCUUUUAAAAAAUCAAAUGAAUGAAUAAUUAAUUUCUUUUACAGUUUUUAGUUCUUUACUAUUUAUUUUAUGAUUUUUUUUCAAAAAUAUCAGCGAAUACAAAAAUAUAUAUAACAUCUGUUAUCAAUAUAUGAAGUGGAAAUGUGCAGAAAAGACAAUUAAAUUCUUCAAUUAGGGCCUAUUAGUCCAUCGUAGUUUUGUACAUAUUCGUGCAUUGAUUUAAGUUAAUAAUUAAUUUCUAAUGAUGGCUGGAUGUAUAUAUUAGGUAAUUUCUUUCACAAUUAUUCAUCUUUUGUACCGAAUUAUUUGUUAAGUAGUACCUAUACAUCUUAUAUGACUGAGAAUCGAGUUCAAUUAUGUAAAUAAUUAGUGUUUUGUUACAAUGAGGUUGGCAUAGGAUUAAUCCUCGUAUAUUCCAUAAGGAUUUAGUUAUAACAAUGAUAUUUACAUAGAUUCAACAUCGAAAUAACUGAUAAUGUAGGUUUUGGGAAAUUCUGUUCUAAAUUCUUGUUUUAAUACUCCGCACUUAAUAUUAAAUUGUAAUAAUGGAAUCGAUAACAUUAAAUUUAUUUAACAAAAUCCGUUCCAAAACGUUUCCUUCGUGUGCCAAUUUAAACAGUAUUGGCGGUAACUGAUUAACUACCUAUGUAUAGCCUUUUAUAUCCAAAUGUAUGUUAAUGAUAUUGUUUUACUAAAUUACACUAAGCAUUGUUUAUACUUUAGCUAUGAUAAGUAAAACUUGAGUGAUUUCUUAUUAGGAUUGUUCUCUAAAGCGACAAAUCUCUGAAUGCCUAAUCAGAGUAACGGAUGACUAUUGAUGGGUACGUGUACGUGGAGGCGUAUACGUAUUACGAGCGUACGUACAAGUCAAGGUGUACAUUGAAGCUUGGAAAGAAAUUGUAUGGCUUGACACUUGAAUGCUCUAAGCGUCAAGUUUGUUGACACCUGCGCAUACACACCGAAAACAUUUAAUUAUGUUGUUUCGACUUGCAAUCGACGGUCAUUUGUAUAAUACUAAUGCAAAUUUGUCACCACGUUUUAGAAGCAUUCAAAGUAUUUAUGUGAUUGACAUGCAUUAGUUUUGCAAAAUAUUAAUACAAAUGACCGAUGAAGAUCAAUUGGCAAUAAUACUUUUUCAAAAAAAUUAAUUAGUCCAAAUUGGAUUUAUUAAACGGUUAUUGUAAUGUGACUUGCUUCACGUGUUUAAAUAUUACGGUCAAUAUAUCUCUAAUGAGAUUCUUUGCACAGUGAGUUUUACUAACAAUCUACACGUCGAAUGUAACAGCUACAGAAAUAUAGCUGACUUAGGGUUGGACCACAUCUGGCAGCACGGAAUCGCCUUUUUAUGUCGCCCUUUCUCUUUCUGUCGCCCUUUCUCUUUCUGUCGCUUUGAACUGCCAUUUGCUAGACGGAGACAGAAAGCAUAAUGCGAUAGCACGCGGCGGAAUCCUCGAGGCGAUCGGCAUCACGGACAAAAUGCAAUGGUCGGCAGGGAGACUUCGGAACGCUGAAGCGCGCGAUAGCAUGCUGUCUCACUCUAUCGUACAAUGGCGCACGCGGCCGCUCGUCAGCUCACUGUAACCUGUUCAUUCAUGCCGUACAAUGGGCCACCUAUGCUGCAGCAUGCUGACGCGCGCGAUGCCUUUUUGUCUGCGGAAUGCGACAGCGCGGCACGUGGCACAGGCGGAACAAAUGCGAUUCCUUGCUGCCAGAUGUGGUCCAACCCUAAAUUAACUUGGAUCGUUCAGACGGCACACCUUUGAGCGACGCGUUCGGCGUCCUCGAUCCGAACAUCUCAAGAUUCCGACUAGCUUUGAACACUAUCGAAUGUCGAGAAACUAUGAUUUGACAGUUCAAAUGUAGUUAAAGUUUGAGUCCGUUUAAAAUGCGGAUCGAAUUUCGUGUUCAUAUGGGAACGCUUGCGAGACAUGAAAGCUUUUUAAAAUGUCCGCUAACUAAUUAAAGACUAAAUUUAACUGUAUAUAAUAAUGGUAAGAUAGUUAAGCCAAAACACUGUUUUUUAUAAUCCUAGGUAAUUUUAAUAACUGUUGUAGUGAUAAAGUCAUUAUUUGACAUAUUUUUAUUGCAUAUUCAUUUUCUGUAGCCGAUCUAUGUGUGAAGCAUAAUAUCUUAAACUUGUCUUAUGUAUUUCAAAUAAAAUAUUUUCAGAUAUCCUAUAUGAAAACCUAUCGAAGUAGAUGUUAAUAAUAGAAGCUUCGUAAACUAUUUUCGGUUGUUGUUGCUUUUCAAAGUCGAUUUCUUUUUUAUUUUCAUCUUAGAAUUAAUGUGCUAAGCUUUGAUGUGAAUUUUGAUAGGGAUAAAGCAUUUCUAAAUAGUUUUCAUAAUGAUAAAUUAUAGGCCCGUGAGGUUCGGUUGCAUUUUGUUGAGGGGUUGUCAGCUUAGCAUAUUAUUAUGCUUUCGAUAUUAAAAUCUAUUAUUAUGCUUGCAUUGUUUUCAACGUCCAGUAUGUAUUGAUUCCUUUAGCACAAUAAAGUGGAUAAAAGAA